This is a messenger RNA of Micropterus dolomieu (smallmouth bass), 1100 nucleotides long. RefSeq names its product B-cell receptor CD22-like. The annotation marks the transcript as partial. The record is from RefSeq and is a predicted model, not a curated record. Lineage: Eukaryota; Metazoa; Chordata; Actinopteri; Centrarchiformes; Centrarchidae. The transcript is spliced from 4 exons.
UGUUACAGUGGUACAGAGUCAGAAUGACUGGGGAGUGACUUCCACUUCCACUGAGAUCUGUGCCUUAAAAGGAUCAGCAGUGGACAUAAGCUGCACCUACAGAAACCCAUCCAGAAUAAAUGACGGCCAUACUAUAAUCUGGUUCACAAAAGAGAGAAAUGAUCAAUAUGUGGAUCUGGAAACAGAUCGUGUGCAGCAUCAAUGUGGAAACAACUUCUGCACUCUGAGAAUCAGAGACCUGAGAGAGAGCGACUCCGCUGAGUACAAGUUCAACUUCAACACGUUAACAGGGACAUUUACUGGUUCACCUGGAGUCACUGUGUCUGUCACAGGUCCACAGCUCCAGGUACAUGUGAGGAGAUCCACAGUCAACCAGUUUUCUAACUGGACUGAGCUGACCUGUCACAGCAAGUGUCGGCUGCCUGAUCGUCCUUCCUACAUCUGGUACAAGAAUGGACAGAACAUUCAGGAAAACAAAGUUUAUUUUCAUGCACAUCAUCCAUUUGUUCCUGCAGACAGCUAUUCUUGUGCUGUAUCAGGAUAUGAGCUGUUCCCCUCUCCUUCAGUGUAUGCUCCAAAGUUUCCCUCUGUGUCAGUGAGUCCCUCUGCUGAGAUAGUGGAGGGCAGUUCAGUGACUCUGACCUGCAGCAGUGAUGCUAACCCAGCAGCUAAAUACACCUGGUACAAGGAGAAUAAAAGUCCAGACCAUGAAUGUCUGAGUGAGGAACCACAGCUUGUCUUCAGCUCCAUCCAGUCCUCUGACUCAGGAGAGUUUUACUGUUCAGCUGAGAACGAGCUGGGUAGGAGGACAUCUGAACACAUCUUUAUUAAUGUAAAAUAUGCUCCAAAGCUUCCCUCUGUGUCAGUGAGUCCCUCUGGUGAGAUAGUGGAGGGCAGUUCAGUGACUCUGACCUGCAGCAGUGAUGCUAACCCAGCAGCUAAAUACACCUGGUACAAGGAGAACCGAACGCUGAUUCAGGGACCAGAAGGAAGUUAUUAUUUCACCUCCAUCAGCUCCAAGGACAGAGGAAUCUACUUCUGCAAGUCUGAAAACGAAUAUGGGCAGAUCAACUCUACAUCUCUAUCUAUAGAUGUUCAGU